AUGAACCGCCCUUUGGCCACGACGCUGAUUCAGGGGCCGUCGGCAUGGAACCCGCUAUCCGUUCCGUCAACGCUGAGUGUUGGGGACAUUACUGAUCUGGCAUACUUGGUCUCAUUGGAGAACAGCGCUGUCAUGACCUUCUAUUCCAUGCAGUACUCAAGUCAGAAGGACAGCGUCUCGCCGCUGACCUUAACGGUGAGUGUACAUGCAGUAUUUGGACGAAUGACCAUAUAG
Messenger RNA from Gregarina niphandrodes, 234 nucleotides. RefSeq lists its product as hypothetical. NCBI's taxonomy places the organism in Eukaryota, Apicomplexa, Conoidasida, Eugregarinorida, Gregarinidae. The record is from RefSeq and is a predicted model, not a curated record. The transcript has a single exon. The coding region runs from base 1 to 234 and encodes 77 amino acids.